AUGUUAUCAUUACAGGCAAACGUCAGAAGUUUUGUCGUAGAAAGCGUGUUCAAAGAGACUGAAAGCAAGUCAGAUAGACCUCCCAUUAGAGCAUUUAGUCGUCGGUUUAUUACAGUUCCACAGGGGGCAGGAAUGAAUAUCAUCAACGACAUGCUGACAAUAACAAAUACCUCCAGAGAUCAAAUACAGAAAGCCUUUAAGCACCCUGCCCCUACCCCCUCUUCUAGCCCUGUCCCUGAGGCAUCACCCCCGGCCCCGUUCACUCAGGCUGGUCCCUCCACAUACACAGCCGAGCAGCAGCAGAUGAAUCAACAGUUCGCUGCUCAGUCAGGCAUGAACCAUGAAUGGUCCAUCAAAUGUCUGGAACAAAAUGGUUGGAAUUAUGAGAAAUCAGGAGAAAUAUUCCUGGAAUUGCAGAAAGAAAACAAGAUUCCUCCAGAUGCAUUUGCAAAAUGAAAAUCCAACUUUCCUGCAAAUGGACCUAAUAAUACUGAAUUCUCGGAAUCAUUUGGAAUAGGCUCAGGAUAAGCCAGUUUUAAAAGCAUUAACCAAUGGUGACUCCUCCAAGUGUUCACAGUGAAUUGACCUCUCAGAACUGUGUGAAAGACGGAAUUUUAGCAAUUUUAUUCUGUUUAGAAGAAACACUUUCGGGCAUUGACAAAUGGAACGAUUAUAAAUCCUUGCUUUGUUUUAAUGUACGAGUUCAAAGUGGAGAAUUUGAGAAGGAUUAAAAAAUCCUCUUUUACAUUUUUUUUUUACUGUGAAAUAACAUUGUUUAUUUGCACUUGUUAAUCAUAGAAGUAAAAUAUUGUGAAAUGAAAAGUGCUCAUUCAUAUUUGAUAUGUCACCAAUUUUAUUUCUAUUGCAAUUUGACAUUCUGUACAAUGAAUACUUUUAUAAAUAUGUAUUUUUU
Saccostrea cuccullata (small rock oyster) is the source of this 913-nucleotide messenger RNA. RefSeq names its product nuclear RNA export factor 1-like. Gene Ontology annotation, biological process: poly(A)+ mRNA export from nucleus. Gene Ontology annotation, cellular component: nucleus. The record is from RefSeq and is a predicted model, not a curated record. Gene Ontology annotation, molecular function: RNA binding; protein binding. NCBI's taxonomy places the organism in Eukaryota, Metazoa, Mollusca, Bivalvia, Ostreida, Ostreidae. The coding region runs from base 1 to 456 and encodes 151 amino acids. The transcript is spliced from 6 exons.